This is a messenger RNA of Diachasma alloeum, 759 nucleotides long. RefSeq names its product ribonuclease Oy-like. Gene Ontology annotation, molecular function: RNA binding; ribonuclease T2 activity. The transcript is spliced from 3 exons. Gene Ontology annotation, cellular component: extracellular region. Gene Ontology annotation, biological process: RNA catabolic process. The record is from RefSeq and is a predicted model, not a curated record. Bases 1 to 759 code for a protein of 252 amino acids. NCBI's taxonomy places the organism in Eukaryota, Metazoa, Arthropoda, Insecta, Hymenoptera, Braconidae.
AUGAAAUUUGUUUGGAAUCUUCAUGUUCUUCUUUUGGAGAUUUUUCUGAUCAUUAGUGUCAGAAGCUCUCCAAGAAUUCACCUCCCCGAUGAAGAGUUCUCCUCAAAUUUCUUUAAUCUUGCAACCGAAUACUUCGACAUCCUAGUAUUCACCCAGCAGUGGCCCAACACCGCCUGCUUCGCCCAUCAGAAGAAGGGCGGCACCUCCUGCAACCUUCCUGAUCACAACAGAUGGACAAUCCACGGACUCUGGCCCACGGAGUUCAACACCAAGAACCCACAAUUCUGUAAAAAUGGUGGGACAUUUGAAGCGUCAGCUCUAGCCCCACUAGAGCGUGAACUGAAAGCGAAGUGGAUGACUAUCGACGGUCGAAGGACACACCAAUCAUUCUGGAGUUACCAGUGGAAGAAGCAUGGAUCAUGCUCUACUUCACUGAAAGAAUUAGACACCCCGCUGAAGUACUUCAAGAAGGCUCUGGAGCUCAAUGAUAUCUACAACAUUCAAGACAUCUUGAGGAAAGCUAAUGUCGUUCCCGGAAGAUCUUAUUCCCCUCAGGCUAUCUUCAAUGGAGUCAAUAAAGUUCUGGGGCGGCGGAGUCAAGUCGCCUGCAUCACUAAUUCGGAGAAGCGAGAGUCUUAUCUUUGGGAGAUCCGAGUCUGUUUCGAUAAAUCGUUAAAUCUGGUCGAUUGCAAAGGAUAUGCAACAAACUGUCCACCGACGAGAAAUGUUAUCUAUCCCGAUAGACCGCCGACUAUCUAA